Molecule: messenger RNA, 2259 nt
Organism: Acanthosepion pharaonis
Lineage: Eukaryota; Metazoa; Mollusca; Cephalopoda; Sepiida; Sepiidae
Source: the annotation of a GenBank genome assembly
AUGCCUGUGGUUGUGGGUGAAUUUUUACAACUAAGCUUCAAACCAGCAACCAUGUCAUCAUGGCUUUCUGGUUUAACAGGAAAAGCUGAGGACUUUUUAAAUCGGCUUGACCAGUCUGCUGCCGAAGCUUUAACAAAAGAUGAAGCCAUGAAAAAAGCAUCUGCUGUCAGUUCCAACUAUUUUGGGACAAAUGCAGGGGACAUGCGGGGAAGCUCUUGGGAGACACCCCCAUCAGUGUCUAAAUCUUCCUCCAUCACGCUUUUGUCAUCACAAAGUGUUCCCUCAAACCUGAGUGAGCUGAACAGUGGCAAAUCUGAUGUAAACUCUUCAUUAGUUAGUACACCGAUAAAGCAAUCUGCAAAAUUCAAAAAUAUCACAUCUCAAAGUCCAUCUCGAACAAAUAAAGGCAAAGAUUCUGAUGAUGCCCUCUUCGAGUUCUUGAAUAGCAUUGAUACUGGGAAUGAGAUGAGAAAGAAAUCACCAGGCCCUGUUCCAACAAGUAGCAAGCAUUCUCGUCAGUCCAGUGUCUCCUCAACAAUAUCCAACAUCUUGUCAUCUUUGGAGCAAGCAGAUGAUAAUGCAUCAAAUGGAGUAACAAAUGGUGCAGCAGACUUGGUAGAUGUCGAAAGUGGUAACCCGUCUCCAAUGAGCCGGUCCUUUACAGGACAGGAUAUCAUGAGUGCCAGUGCUGAAGUUACAGAUGAUAUUCCGGAUAAAGUUGUUGUUGAAAUGGAGAGUGCCCCAGAAGAGCAAACUGAUCAGACAACAUCCUUACAAUUAGAGAACCGAUUGUUACGAAGUGAGAUAGAAUCUCUGAAUCAAGAAAUGGCUUCCUUGGUUGAACGAGCCCGAGCAUCGCAACAGGAUCUGGAGACAGCACACAAAAAGAUUUCUGAAUAUCAUCACUUAUCCUCAAAUAGUGAUCAGGUGCUUCGGGAAAUACGUGCCCGAGAAGCAGACAUUCAAGAGGCUCUCAAUUGUAAGGAUUCCCAGCUUGCUAUAUUGAAAGUUCGAUUAGAAGAGGCCGAUUCUGAGAUAAUGCGAAACAAGGACGUUAUUGAGAAACUGGAAGCAGAAAAUAAUCGGGUUCGAAAAGAUCAUUCAGAAUCAAGUGGAAUACAAAACCAAGCGUUAGAAACAAUGAAGAUUAGAUUGUCAGAAUUGGAAGAAAUGCUGAAACGUGAACAGGAAUCAUACCAGCGAUCACACCUUGAUUCUUCAGGAAGACAAAGCAAGUUGGAACAGGAACAACAGAGCUUAGCAGAAUCUUUGAGCAUAACACAGAAAAAAUUUACUGAAGAGAAAAAUAAAACUUCAGAACUUAAUAAGCAGCUGAAGACAGUGACAUUAAAUAUGGAAGCUAUCAAACAGGAAAUGUCAGAUUAUAAGGAAAAGGCUUCAAGGAUUCUUCAGUCAAAAGAGCGUCUCAUUGCAAGUUUACGAGAUGGUUCAGGUGCUUCUGGUGAAUUCUCAGGGGUUUCAAGUGAAGAAUACAAUGCUGUCAAAACAGAAAGAGAUAUGUUCAAAGAUGAAAUGCAGCAAUACAAAAUGCGAGUAGAAAAUACACGAACUGAAUUGCAAGAUUUGGAAUUGCAAUUCCAACAAGAUCGAGAAUCACAUCGAGAAGAAGUGGAUCUCUUGCAAGAACAGUUAACAGAAGAAAAAAGACUUCGGGAAGAUAGCGAACAAGACUUAUUGAAACAGAAACGGGAAUUGAAUUACACAAUGGAAGAACUGCACAAGCAAAAAACUGCAUUUCAGUCUGCAAUAAAAAACAGAGAAGAAGAAAUUGAAAAACUGAGAAACCAAUUGACGACAAAAAAUUUGUGUUCAACUACAGAAGAUGAGCUUGAGUCGAGAGUGCGGACGCUGACAGAAAGCCUCAUUCAAAAACAGACAAUGCUUGAGGCAAUUAGCACAGAAAAGAAUUCUUUGGGACUUCAGCUAGAAAGACUUGAGCAACAGUAUAAAGAUGUCCAACUAUCCAUUGGACGAACCAAUUCAUCUGCCAUCCAUGUUAGCGAAGAUGAUGAGGUGAGACAAAGACUUCCAAUAUUCUUGAGGGAAGUUGCCACGGACCAUGAAGUGACACGGAAAAUGAAGAGAGCUGCAAAUACCAUUGAUAGAUUCAGUGUUCGAUUGGGAAUAUUCCUUCGGCGUUAUCCUAUUGCAAGAGUUUUUGUAAUUGUCUACAUGGCCUUACUUCAUCUGUGGGUGAUGAUUGUUCUGCUGACUUAUAAACCUGAAAUACAUUUAUAA